Molecule: messenger RNA, 1286 nt
Organism: Vigna umbellata (rice bean)
Lineage: Eukaryota; Viridiplantae; Streptophyta; Magnoliopsida; Fabales; Fabaceae
Source: RefSeq, a predicted model, not a curated record
AUGCAAACGUGUACUGAAUUAUGUCAUAAUGUAGGUCGCCCUAAGAGGUUGUUUGUUUUUGUUAAUCCAUUUGGUGGGAAGAAAUCCGCUACGAAGAUUUUCGAUGAACAAGUGAAACCUCUUCUUGAAGAUGCUCAAAUCGAAAUCACAGUCCAAGAAACCAAGCAUCAGCUCCAUGCAAAGGAAAUUACUCAUUUGCUAGACAUUACCAAAUACGACGGGAUUGUUUGUGUUAGUGGAGAUGGACUUUUGGUAGAGGUUGUAAAUGGACUUCUUCAAAGAGAGGAUUGGGAAACGGCAAUAAAGAUACCCCUUGGGGUAGUUCCUGCAGGUACGGGAAAUGGCAUGGCGAAAUCACUUCUUGAUUCUGUGGGCGAUCCUUGUGAAGUAGCUAAUGCCGUUCAUGCCAUUAUACGAGGCAAUAAACGACCACUUGAUGUGGCUACCAUCAUACAAGGAGAAAUCAGAUUUUUCAGUAUAUUGAUGCUUGCAUGGGGUCUGGUGGCAGAUAUUGACAUAGAGUCUGAAAAGUACAGGUGGAUGGGGAGCGCUCGACUUGAUUUCUAUGGCCUCUGUCGACUCUUGAACUUGAGGCAAUACAUUGGAUGUGUUUCUUUUGUGCCUGCACCUGGGUUUGAAGCUUUUGGGGAGCCCACAAGUUACCCUGGAAAACCUACUACUAGCAAAGGAAGCAACAGUGAUACAAGUGAAGCAGAACAUACUAAUAAACAAAGGCCUUGUUAUCUAGGACCUGAAAUAAACGUGGAAAAUUUGAAUUGGAGAGUUAUAAAUGGACCCUUUAUUUCUGUCUGGCUUCACAAUGUGCCUUGGGGUGCGGAAGACACAAUGGCAGCACCUGAUGCAAAGUUCUCUGAUGGUUAUCUGGACUUGAUCAUCAUCAAGAAUUGCCCAACGCUACCAUUACUAUCAAUGAUGUCAGAGUUGAAUACAGGAGGACAUGUAAAAUCUCAGUACGUCACGUACCUAAAGGUGAAAGCUUUCAGCUUGCAACCUGGUCCACGCACCAAGGACCAAGAGAAAGAAGGGAUCAUAGAUGCAGAUGGUGAGGUUCUGGCAAGAGGGAAAGGAACUUACAAGUGUGAGGAGAAGACUUUGAUGACCUAUGAUAAAUUACAGAUAGCAGUGGAUCAAGGUUUAGCAACACUUUUUACUCCGAUAUAGUACUUUUUUUGUCUUGUCAUGGAUUUUUUCAAACUUACUAGACUAAGUACUAAUUCCGUUGGUAGUACUGUAUGAUGAGUUUUCACACACAAUCUUUGGUUUAA